Messenger RNA from Amyelois transitella, 4566 nucleotides. RefSeq names its product vigilin (gene Dp1). The record is from RefSeq and is a predicted model, not a curated record. Gene Ontology annotation, cellular component: nucleus; cytoplasm. Lineage: Eukaryota; Metazoa; Arthropoda; Insecta; Lepidoptera; Pyralidae. The transcript has 18 exons. Gene Ontology annotation, molecular function: mRNA binding. The coding region runs from base 191 to 3961 and encodes 1256 amino acids.
CACUAUAUAAUUGAUUGACAUUACGAUUAUCUUGCUUGUCUAUGGGUUUUUUCAUCUUUCUCCUCGCGGCCGCUCGGAGGAAGAAUAACUGAAUCUGGCGUCGACGGCGUAAACUUACAGGUUGAUUAGCUACAGUACAUACGUACUGUAACGACUUGGCGCGGACAAGGACUGCUGGAGGAGACGAAAAAUGAUGCAUCAGCAAUCCAUGAUGGUUGGAGAUAUGCUUCCUGUUCAUUCUGAAAUACCUGUGCAUGGGGAGGAAAUGAACAACGUGGGCUACGAUAACAGCGGGCCGGGAUACGCCUACGAUGACUUGUUCCCGGCCUUGCCUCACUCGCAGCCACCUGUUCAGCGCAGCAUUCAGCAGGUCACCAAUAAGCUUCGUGUUGGAUCCUCUCUGCACACGCAGGUUUUCCAUGUGCCAUAUGAGGAAAGGAAAUUGGAUAAUGCCAACACAUUCGGAGAAGGUGAAUCUUUGAGAACAUGCCAGGCUAUUACAAAGGACACUGGAGCGCAUAUCGAAAUAUCAACCAGCAAGGAUGGCAGUCUGACUUUUCUUAUCACAGGGAAGCACAGUGCUGUUCUUGAAGCGAGGCGUCAAAUUUUGACUCAUUUCCAGCAACAGGCUAGCAAGCAAAUUUCGAUUCCUAAGGAACACCACCGUUGGAUCUUAGGCAAGCAAGGACAAAAACUGAAGGAGCUGGAGAAAGUGACUGCUACUAGAAUCAGUGUUCCAGGCAUCGCUGAUAACAGUGAAACAAUCACUAUAACAGGUACCAAGGAGGGCAUUGAAAAGGCUGAGCACGAAAUCAGGGUUUGCUCAGAAGAACAGUCACGCAAAGCUCUGGAGCGUAUCACUGUGCCAAAGAUCUACCACCCGUUCAUUCAAGGACCUUACGGCGAGCGUGCCGCUGCUCUUAGCAACGAAACCGGUGCACGCAUUCAUAUCCCGCCAGCUUCCACGCAGAGCGACGAAAUUGUCAUUGCCGGUGAAAAGAAUGGAGUGCUCGCUGCUAAGGCGCAAAUCGAACAGAUUUAUGAAGAUAUGGCAAAGAAAUGCUCCACUGUAAGGGUGGAGGUGCCUAAAUCUCAGCACAAGUAUGUGAUUGGCGCUCGUGGUACGACCAUCCAAGAGAUUCUGAAGGAAACUGGUGUGUCUGUUGAAAUGCCUCCACCUGAUUCUCCAACUGGCACAAUCACUCUCCAUGGUCCUCACAAUAAAAUUGGCUUGGCUCUGUCUAAGGUGUGCGAGAAAGCAAACUCUGUGAAAACUGCCACCGUGGAUGCUCCUACUUGGAUACAUAAAUAUAUUAUUGGAAAAAAUGGAUCUAACAUCAAAAAGAUCACACAGGAUUUCUCUAAGGUCCAUGUUGAUAUAACGCAUUCUGAAGAUAAGGUUAAGAUUGAUGGCCCCCCAGAAGAAGUGGAAAGAGCCCAGGUGGAACUGAAUGACUUUGUGAAAAAUUUGCUGGACACUCUAACCUACGUCGAACUCUCUGUUGACCCCAAGUUCUUCAAGCACAUCAUAGGCAAGAGUGGAUCUAACAUUAACAGACUGAAGGAUGAGACUGGUGUAGUUAUAAAUAUUGAAAAUGAAGGUAAUCAUGUGAUUCGUAUUGAGGGCAGCCACCAAGGUGUUGCUGAUGCAGAAAGGGAGCUUCGGGAGAUGGUAAUGAAAUUAGAAAACGAAAGAACAAAAGAGGUUUAUGUUGAUCAUAGAUACAUUAAGUCACUAAUUGGCGUAAGAGGAGAAAAAAUUAAGGAAAUCCGAGAAAAAUUCGACCGCGUUCUUAUUACUCUUCCUGAUCAAGGACAAAAAAGAAGCCCAAUUAAGUUAAGAGGACCUCAAGAGGAUAUUGAAAAGUGUGAAAAGUUUCUACACAAACUACUGAAAGAGAUUGCUGAAUCAUCUUACGUGCAAGAAGUACCUAUUUUCAAACAAUUCCAUAAAUUCAUCAUUGGUAAGGGUGGUGUUAAUCUGAGAAAGAUACGAGAUGAAACUCAAACCCAGAUCGAUCUUCCUGCUGAAGGUGAUGACAGCGAUGUUAUAACUGUCCGAGGCAAGCGCGAGAAUGUCGAGGAGGCCGUAAAGAGGAUACAACAAAUACACAACGAGAAGGCUAAUAUAGUGACUGAGGAAGUAACAAUACCGCCAAAGUAUUACAACUCAUUGAUCGGAGCCGGCGGUAAACUCAUUCAUUCUAUUAUGGAAGACUGUGGCGGCGUACUAAUCAAGUUUCCGGCCGCCGAUAGCGAGAGUGAUAAGGUUAUUAUAAAAGGUCCCGUUGAAGAUGUCGAGAAAGCCAAACAGCAGUUACUGGCGCACGCGUCCGAGCGGGAGCUCACUUCCCACACUGCCCAUGUCCGUGCCAAACCUGAACACCACAAGUUCCUGAUCGGAAAGAAUGGUGUUAAUAUUAAAAAGAUUCGGGAGCAGACUGGUGCGCGUAUCAUAUUCCCAACAGAAAAGGAUGAAGAUAAGGAAGCUAUAUUUAUUAUUGGCCGCGAGGAGCAAGUACAAGCAGCUAAAAAGCAAUUGGAAGCUGCCGUAGCCGAGAUCAGCAACGUGUCGGAGGGAGAGAUGACGGUGGCGGCGCGACACCACCGGCACUUUGUGGCGCGACGUGGCGAAGUGUUGCGCAGGAUUGCCGAUGACUGUGGUGGAGUACAGAUCUCAUUCCCUCGGCAAGGCGUGAAUAGCGACAGAGUCGUGCUAAAGGGACCUAAAGAAUGCAUCGAAGCUGCCAAGAUCCGCAUCAACGAGAUAAUUGAAGACUUGGAAGCCAAGGUGACGAUAGAAUGCGUGAUUCCCCAAAAGCACCACCGCACCGUUAUGGGUGCUCGUGGUUCCAAAGUCAAGGACAUCAGUGCCGAGCAUGAUGUGCAGAUCAAAUUCCCUGAUCGUGACUAUGCCGAAGGCGCCGAAGCUCUUCUGAGGAAUGAAGACGAGCCAGUUGAACCCGGACCUAAUAAUACUAUCAGGAUUACAGGACGCCCGGAGAACUGUGAAGCUGCUAAGAAAGCCUUACUGGAACAGGUGCCUAUAAAAAUUGAUGUGGAAGUGCCAAACGAACUACAUCGAUUGCUCGCCGGUCAAAAGAGAAGGGAGUUAAUGCAAACGUACGAUGUUCAUAUCCUUCUGCCGCCAAGUGAUGAAACCAGUGACAUUGUCAAGGUUACAGGGACUCCUACCAAUGUGGAAAAGGCUAAACAUGCAUUAACAGAUAAGAUUGUUGAAAUGGAAAAAGAAAAAAAAGAUAGGUUUCUCAGGUCAUUUGAAUUGAAAUUCAAAGUGGACCCUGAAUACCAUCCGUUGGUCAUCGGCGAGGGUGGCGCUGUGAUAAUUAAAAUUCGCAACGAUUAUGGAGUACAAAUAAACCUACCCAAGCGCGGCGAGCCUGAGGAUGAUAUCAUCACCAUUCAAGGUUACGAGGACAAGGCACAUCAGGCAAAGGAAGCCAUUAUGGCAAUCGUCCACCAACUAGACCACCAGUUCCGCGAUGAAGUGGAAAUCGACCCACGUGUACAUCGCCGGCUUAUUGGUGUCAAGGGCAGGAACAUUAAGCGUAUUAUGGACGAUUAUAAAGUGUAUAUUCGGUUCCCUAAGAACAGCGAAGACAGCAUUGUGGUCAUUAUUGGCGACGAAGACAAUGUUUUGGAUGCCAAGGAUCAUUUACUCAAUUUGGCUGAGGAAUAUCUGCAAGACGUUGCGGACCGCUACCAGCGGCCGGCGGCGCCUUCUCUAGGCGACUUCGGCGACCUGAGCGGAGACAGCGCGGCGCCCCCGCAGCCCUCCGCCGCCUCGCCGGCCGGCUUCGUGGUGACGGGCGGGCCCUGGGAGCAGCGCGCGCCCGACACCGCCUCCACGCACGAGUUCCCCACCAUGCCCGGCAGCGCGCGCGCGCCGCCCGCCGCGAGCGCGCAGCCGCAGCCGGCCGCCUGGGGGCCUCGCCGCUAAAUCAUAUGCCGCAGCCUUUCAACGUUUAGCUCGCAUCAUGUAUUUAAACUUUUUCACUUUUUAUUUCAACAGUGCGAACUUUAAAGCCGGUAAUGAUGCGCCAUUUACAAUGCUUGAUUUACCCUUUUAGCAUAAAUAAGGGGAGUUGCGACGCGAUAGUAAGUGAUCGAUCGUCUACAUGUUGCCUCAGAUGGUGACAGUUUUCAAUUGCGUAUGAAUUUUGCUGUAUGCUACUAACCCGUGUAACCUUUUUAUUGAUAUCUUCUCGCUACUCUAUUUUGCUACGAACAUGGAUUAAAGGUUAAUUUGGGAAUGUGAUCAAUUAUUCUCUCCCUUUUUUUAUUCUCGCUAAUAAUAAUUAAUUUUUCUUUAAUUUCAACCUGAUCACUAUUAUAAAAAUGAUCUUUUUUCUGGUAUUUUUUUCUAUGGUUGAAAGAAGGCUAAUCGAUUAUAAUUAUUUCAUUAGUAUUUGAUUAUGCCAUGUGUUAUUCAUAUGUCUAAUAUAUAAAAUCUGUAAUGAAAUACAUUCGACAAAUUUUUUGAUUAUGUUGAAUUAGGUAUGUAUUAUCAUUUUAACUUAGUGCAUCAUAAUUGACUACAUAACU